AUGCCUUCCAUGAAGCUCCACUAUUUUGAUGGCCGCGGCACGGGGGAGACGACGCGGCUCCUCCUCAAGGCGACGCGCACGGAGUUCGAAGACAUGCGCUACACCUUCGACCAAUUCAAGGAGCUCAAGGCGGCCGGCACCUUCGCGAGCAACCUCGACCGGCUGCCCGCCCUCGAGGUCGACGGCGUGAUGAUCGGCCAAUCGAAGACGUGCGAGCGGUUCGUGGCCAAGCACGUCGGCAUGGCGGGCACCAACCCGCUCGAGGAGGGGCUCAUCGACGCCGUCUGCGAGCACAAGCGGGACCUGCGCGACGCGUACCAGCCCGCGAACAAGAUGGAGAAGGGCUCCGAGGAGCGCGCGGCCGCGGAGAAGAAGUAUUUCGAGGAGGACAUGCCCGCGUUCCUCGAGAAGGUCGACAGGGCGCUGCCGGAGGCGCCGGGGCCCUGGCUGGUGGGGCCGUCCAUGUCGCUGGCGGACGUCGCGUGGUUCCAGCUCCUCGUCGAGUUCUUCGACAAGGAGGCGGAGCAAGCCGGCGUCCAGGCGGCGCUGGCCAAGGCGCCGCGCAUGAAGGCCGCCCUGGACGCGGUCCUCGCCAACGCGGAGAUCAAGGCGUGGCGCGAGUCGCGGCCCGCGGGCAUGUUCUAA
Molecule: messenger RNA, 645 nt
Organism: Aureococcus anophagefferens
Lineage: Eukaryota; Pelagophyceae; Pelagomonadales; Pelagomonadaceae
Exons: 1
Coding region: 1-645 (214 amino acids)
Biological process (GO): glutathione metabolic process
Molecular function (GO): glutathione transferase activity
Source: RefSeq, a predicted model, not a curated record